AUGAGUAAGGAACAUGACCAUUUAAGUGGUUGUGAUAGAACUUUGCUUGUUGGUUCGGCUAGCCAUCUUUCUUGCUCUGGGGGUCCGAGUGGAUCGGGGAAGACUAGUUUGGCUCGCAAGAUGGCAAAUAUUGUUGGUUGUGAAGUUGUUUUCCUUGAAAGCUAUUACAAAUCCGAGCAAGUGAAGGACUUCAAGUAUGAUGACUUCAGCUCACUUGAUGUAGCUUUGCUCUCAAAGAAUAUUGAUGACAUAAGGAACUGUCGAAGAACAAAAGUACCUGUAUUUGAUCUGGAAAAUGGUGCUCGAAGUGGCUUCAAAGAACUUGAAGUUUCUGAAGAUUGCGGAGUGGUUAUUUUUGAAGGUGUUUAUGCUUUGCACCCUUAUAUCAGGAAAUCUUUGGACUUGUGGAUUGCUGUUGUUGGAGGUGUUCAUUCACAUCUGAUUUCUCGAGUUCAAAGGGACAAAAGUAGAGUAGGGUGCUUUAUGUCCCAAAAUGAAAUUAUGACGACAGUAUUCCCAAUGUUCCAGCAGCACAUUGAACCACAUCUUGUUCAUGCACAUCUGAAAAUUCGAAAUGACUUUGAUCCUGUGCUUUCUCCUGAGAGCUCAUUGUUUAUGCUCAAAAGUAAUAAGCAAGUGGCUUAUCAAGAUAUUUUAAAAAUCCUUGACCCUGCAAAGAUCUGCAGUUCUGUUCAGAAUUUUAUUGACAUUUAUUUAAGGCUACCUGGAAUACCUGCUAAUGGCCAGUUAACGGAAAGUGACUGCAUAAGAGUCAGAAUUUGCGAAGGAAGAUUUGCGUUGCUCAUACGGGAGCCUAUAAGAGAAGGGAAUUUUAUCAUCCAACCAAAAGUGGAUUUUGACAUCAGCAUUAAUACAGUUGCUGGGCUUCUUAACCUUGGUUGUGGUAGUGAAGUUCAUUAUGGAAUACAUGGUUUGCUUUGGCAGGGGGGAAGUGGGUAUCAAGCUGUUGCUUACAUUGAGGCAUCUGCCUAUAUCUACCAGGAUGGAAAGUUCAAGAGGCAAUAUGUAAAAGGACCUUACAAAACCACGGUGAAGGCGAGGACUGAGGAGUGCGGGGGCAGCUGGGAUGUGAACACCGAGUUGGAGUGUUUUGGGAUAGUGGAUGACUGUGGGAGGGUCCCACCACGACCAUCCAAAACUGUGAGUCACUAUGGGUCUAUGUCUAGGAAGAGGGGUGCUGUAUAUAAGAGAGAGGAGCAUGAGAAUAGUUGCGGGGAUAUUCUACCUUCCAUGUCUUCAUUGUUGAAGUGCGGCUCUUGCCAUCUUGUAGUGGGGUCAAGCCAUGUGUCAUACUCCGAGGGUAUCUAUGCUCCCUGUAGUUUGAUGUGCUAA
This is a messenger RNA of Ilex paraguariensis (yerba mate), 1353 nucleotides long. The record is from the annotation of a GenBank genome assembly. Lineage: Eukaryota; Viridiplantae; Streptophyta; Magnoliopsida; Aquifoliales; Aquifoliaceae.